AUGGAACAAAAUGGAUGCAGCUUGUUAAUAAAAAAUUUAAGCUUCGACACCAGUCCAGAAAAAAUCAGAAGAAUCUUCCAAAGCUUUGGAAAAGUACGAGAUGUGUAUCUACCCCUAGACCAUUACACAAGGAGACCAAGAGGCUUCGGUUUCGUGGAAUAUUUUGAACCCCAGUAUGCAAAAGAAGCCUUGACUAAUUUAAACCAUUCAAAGAUAGACGGUAAUGAAGUGAAAAUAAUCAUUGCUCAGAACAGGAGGAAGUCGCCAGAGACGAUGAAGAGGUACCAACAAAGUGCACGUAAGGGUAGUAGGUGGUCGUACAAGGGGCAUCCUCCUUAUCGGAGUAACAGUAGAAGCAAAAUCAUUCACAGAAGAAGAGAUACAUCCAGUGAAGAAGAAGAGGAAGGGAGAGGCAAAUGUUACCAAAGUAAGAGUCGUAUAAUGCAUAAAAUGAGCAAAAAGGGAAAAAGAUUGAAGGGGAAAAAAGUGGCUCGCAAAUAUUAUCGACCUCGUAAAAAGUAUUCGGAAAGCGCUUCUACCUACAGCGCGUCUUCUUCGUACCGUUCGUCCUACAGCAGGGGAAGUAAUCGUCGGAGCAAUCGAAGACGACGACCUCGUCGACGAAGUCGAAGUCAAAGCUGGAAUCGAGGAGCUGUAAGAAGUACGAGCAGAACCACCAGUUACAGCACCAGUUAUAGCGCCAGCAGCUACGAAAGCGACAAAGGGAGAAGAAGAACAACCAAAAGGAAAAACCCAACACGGAGACAAAGGAAAGGCGAAAAAGAAGCAACCAGCGAAGGCAUGAAGAGGCAGAGCAGCGAGACCUUCAGCAGAAGCGCCAGUCUGAGUAACAGCGAAGGAGCAGACAGAGACGGAGACCCUGUGGCAAGGGACCCUGAAAAAGGCAUCGAAAGACGAAGCGGAAAAGACCCCUCAAAAGACACUGAUAAGCACACCUGUAAAGACAUGGGCGGACGAAUCUGUGAAAACUUUCCUUCUCCCAACGGAAUGAGCCAGGAAGCCAAUAAAGUCUCGCAGAACUGCUCGUCGAAGAGUAGAAGCUACUCCACCGAGCAGGAAAACCAACCUGGGGAACAGACUCACCACGACGAUGGAGAGUCACUCAAACGUGAUGACAGAGUAGAGACAAUUAAAGCGAAGAAAAGAACAAAGUCAAAUAAUAAUUCCAGUGAAGACACAACCACCUGCAGGGACCCAGACGGAGAAAGCAACUCAAAGGAGGAGUCACCACAACUGAGUUAUCAGGGGAGUCCAACAGAUGGACAGAAUAAACAACCAUACUUCCUGGACCACUUGGAAGAGAAGAGAGAAAAAAAAGAAAAAAGAACAAAAAAAAAUGCGAAGUCUGUAAGUACUAGUAGCUCCAGUAAUGUAAACUGUGAAGGAGUAACUCACGAGGAAGCAAGUGACAAAACGUAUGCAGAAAGAGUGUUGCCACCUGCAAAGAAGUUACACCGAAAAGGCAACAGCAACAACGGCAGUAGUAGUAAUAAAAGGAGCGGUUCUUCGCAAGGGACAGAGGAGGAAAGCUCCUCCUCCCGCUUCGGGACAAAAAGAAAACGUACAUGUCUAUCAACCACGGCAAGUAACACAAACAGCACACAGAUGAUGAACCAUCUCCAAAGUGGUGAAGCAGAAAAUGGUAACACAGUGGACACAAAGAACAAAUCCAGCAGUAGUGCCAUCGAGAAGGAGAAUAAAUUCCAUUUAAAGGAGGACUUGGAAUUGUGUUACCUCAGCGGAUGUGAUAAUGCAAAGGCGGGAGACAACUUCAACUCUGGGGAAGAUUGCAUUGGCGGUAAUGCCAACUCGUCCAGCAGCACUAGCAGCACCUACAGAGGAAGGAGAAAGAAACACAAGCAAAGACAUCUACACGAAGGAAAGAGAAAAGAAAUAAUUAAUAAAAGUUUUUCAACUGAUAGCUCCACCAUGGGAGAGAAGAAAAGCGUUCGCAGAAGAUCGAAGGGGGGGAAAAGCGGGAAAACUGAGAAUGCACACAGAAUAAUGAUGAAAAAUGGACGAAGAAACAGAGGCAGAAUAAUCUUAAGCAAAAGUGGCAGUAGAGGUGGAUCCAGUGGAGGGGGAAAAAUCACGUUGGGGAAAAGUAACACCCCCUGCAGCAGUAGUGAUGGUGAUAGAGGUAGUCCCGUUGGAGGGGAGAAGAAGAGGGGGAACACGCACCCUGAGAGUGUGGCAUCGUACAAAAGUAGAACUACCUGUGACGAUGAGAACGAACGGUCAGGUGGAAAAAAGGGCGUCGCGAAGAGGAAAAGGAGUAUCAGCCGUAGCGGCAGUGAUGAAGGAAGAGAUGAAGAAUGUGAUGGUUGCGGCACACGGCGGUCAAAACGGGUUCGCAUGUCCGAAGAGGCAGAAGAAUCCCCCCGCGAAAAGCGCAGGCGCCAAGGGAAGAAGACUCGAACGUGUAGCAACUCGAUUGAUAAAAGGAAACGGACGAAAAGGGAGAAGCUACAGAGGGAGAGUGUGAAAAAAAAAUCCAAAAGAAGCAAGUCCAAAAAGGAGAAAUUCACAAAAGUGAAGUCCAAGAAGACGAAAUUCAAAAAAACCAAGUCGCCAAAAAAAUCGUAUGACAGCUCGACGUACAGCCAAAGCAGGAGAAGUAGGUCCUCUUCGGGAUCGUCCUUCGAGAGUAGUAGCUCUCACGGCGGGUCGUCUAAGAUGGAAAAAAAUAUGAAGCACUUUUCUGCGAAAGGUUCCAAGGGGAAGGUACACAAACGAGACGUGCGAAGGCGGAGGGCAAGAAGGAUAGACAGCAACACGUCUGAUGAUAGCUCCUCUGUCAGCUGUAAUGACCACCCAGUGGUUAGAAGCAAACGUUAA
Messenger RNA from Plasmodium coatneyi, 2859 nucleotides. RefSeq lists its product as uncharacterized. The record is from RefSeq and is a predicted model, not a curated record. The transcript has a single exon. Gene Ontology annotation, molecular function: RNA binding. The coding region runs from base 1 to 2859 and encodes 952 amino acids. Lineage: Eukaryota; Apicomplexa; Aconoidasida; Haemosporida; Plasmodiidae.